UUGCAUUAUCGAAAUAAAUAAUCAUACUAAUUAUAUAUUAAAACCAUUUGGACGAUAUUUUGAAUGGGGUAGAAUAAAAUACGAAACAGAACAUUGCUUAACAAUAUAUCCAAAUCAAACAUCUGGUAGAGAUGAUAGUUCUUCUGGUAUACAAGGUUAUUUUAUCUAUGAUGUUCUUGACAAAAAUACUGAUAAAAAAAUCUGUCAGAUAAAAUUGAAAUUUAAUAUUCCAUAUGAUACAUAUUCAUAUCGAAAAUCUAUAGAAUAUGAAAUACUCGAAAAUUAUAAUAAUUGUAAUAAUAAUAUCAAAAUUAAAACUAAUGAAUGUUGGGGUGGACAUGGAUAUAGUCAUAAUAGAUGUAGAUUUACCAUACAAUGA
Scutellospora calospora is the source of this 379-nucleotide messenger RNA. The record is from the annotation of a GenBank genome assembly. Lineage: Eukaryota; Fungi; Glomeromycota; Glomeromycetes; Diversisporales; Gigasporaceae.